Molecule: messenger RNA, 6027 nt
Organism: Clupea harengus (Atlantic herring)
Lineage: Eukaryota; Metazoa; Chordata; Actinopteri; Clupeiformes; Clupeidae
Gene: col5a3b
Product: collagen, type V, alpha 3b
Exons: 63
Coding region: 1-5028 (1675 amino acids)
Molecular function (GO): extracellular matrix structural constituent
Source: RefSeq, a predicted model, not a curated record
AUGGAAGGUGUGUCCCUAGAGGCGGGUCUAUGCACGAGUAGGCGGGGUGUGGAGGAGCCAGACCUAUCCUACAAGAUCGACAAGAAGAUUCAACUCAGCGUUCCGACCAGUCAGAUUUUCCCAGACGGCGUGUUCCCGGAGGACUUCUCGGUGGUGGCGACAGUGCGGGCGCGGCGGGGCGCUCAGUGCUUCCUCCUCUCUGUGUACGACAGCGAGGGCGUUCAGCAGCUGGGCCUGGAGCUCGGACGCUCGCCCGUCUUCCUGUACGAGGACCAGCACGGCCAGCCCACGCCCGACCUCUACCCCAUCUUCAAGCGUGUCAACCUGGCCGACGGCAAGUGGCACAGACUGGCAUACAGUGUGGAGGGUCAAAAGGUCACGCUCUACCUGGACUGCCAGAAGAUCGACACUCUGGACCUGCCCAGAGGUCAUGACCCUCAGGUCAGCACGGAUGGGGUCACUGUGUUCGGGACAAGGCUGCUGGACGAGGAAGUGUUUGAGGGGGAGAUCCAGCAGCUCUUGAUCAUCCCUGACCCCAGCGCCGCAGCCCACUACUGUGAGAACUUCAUCCCCGACUGUGACUCCGCCCUCACGUACAACAGCCUAUCGCUGGACCCAGAGGAGGUGGAGAAGCCAAGGAGGAAGCCGGUGGUCGAGGAGUUUGAGGAGGACUUCUAUCACGGUCUCUAUGACGAUGACAUCCCCGUUUCCUCAGUGACCGUGGGGCCCAACAUCACAGAGUACGAGAUCAUUGAGUACGAUGACUAUGAGAACGUGACGGAUGAGUACGAGGUGAAGGAGUACGAGGUGUACGAGGAGUAUGACGACCGCUACGGCCUCGCAGAGAGAGAGACGGAUGGGGUGUGGGACGGACAGGGACCCCCAGGUGAAUCUGGACUUAUGGGGCUUAUGGGACCAAGAGGAGACCCAGGUGAACUGGGGCCUCAGGGACGACCAGGACUAGAUGGGGCAGAUGGGAUACCUGGGCCUCCGGGUACCAUGCUAAUGUUACCGUUCCAGUUUGGGGGUGAUGCCAGAAAGGGCCCGGUGGUCUCUGCCCAGGAGGCUCAAGCGCAGGCUAUUCUACAGCAGACGAAGCUCUCCAUGAAGGGACCUCCGGGUUCGCUGGGGUUGAUGGGCCGGCCUGGACCACUGGGUACAACAGGGCCAAGAGGGUUUAAAGGAGCAAGUGGAGAUCAUGGAGCACCAGGGCCUCGUGGUUUGACAGGACCCCCGGGACAGAAUGGGAGAGCAGGGAAGAGAGGUCGUGGGGGUACUGAUGGAAGCAGAGGAGAGCCAGGGGAGACAGGAUCAAAGGGAGACAGAGGGUUUGAUGGCCUACCUGGUCUCCCUGGAAACAAGGGACACAGGGGCGAACAAGGGAAAAAGGGUGGACUGGGACCACUAGGACAACCUGGUGAUAAGGGAUCGGACGGUCAGCCUGGACCGAGAGGCCAGCCAGGCGAUAUCGGUACUCGUGGUAUGCCUGGUCCCAGGGGUCACCUCGGACCCUCAGGACAACCUGGUAUCCGCGGCAUUGAUGGAGUCCAGGGGUCAAAGGGCAACUUGGGGCCUGCUGGAGAAUCUGGAGCUGCGGGGCAACAAGGAAACCCAGGAUUUUUGGGUUUCCCAGGCCCCCAGGGGGCCAUCGGACUACCCGGGGAUAAGGGACCACAGGGAAAGAAAGGGAUGAGGGGACUUCCAGGCAUUGACGGACCUGCGGGUCACCCAGGAAGAGAGGGACCCCCUGGAGAGAAAGGCCUCCCGGGUCCUUCUGGAGUUCAAGGCCCUGUUGGAUAUCCUGGGGCCGGUGGAGUUAAGGGAGCAGAUGGUCUUCGAGGCCUGAAGGGAAGCAAAGGGGAGAAGGGGGAAGAUGGCUUCCCUGGAACUAAAGGAGAAAUGGGAGGCAAGGGAGACAUUGGGGAUACAGGAGUUAUUGGGCCCCGUGGUGAGGAUGGGGUUGAAGGGCCCAAAGGCCAGUCGGGUCCACUGGGAGAACCAGGGUCCGGGGGCAUCGCUGGGGAGAAGGGUAAACUUGGAGUUCCAGGGUUGCCAGGUUACCCAGGAAGGCUGGGGCCUAAAGGUGCUGAUGGUUUCCCUGGAGCCAUCGGGGUAGCCGGUGAGAAGGGCAAAAAAGGUCCACAAGGACCAGCGGGGAUUGCCGGCCAGAGAGGGCCCAAUGGCGCACGAGGAGCCAGAGGCGCUAAAGGUCCCACAGGAAAGUCAGGUGCAAAGGGAUCAUCAGGGCAUGAUGGCCCCCCAGGACCAACUGGGGAAAGGGGACCUCAAGGACCUCUAGGGAGGAAUGGUGAAGCUGGUCCAAAGGGACCCAAUGGUCCAAACGGGAAAGACGGGCUGCCGGGUCAUCCAGGCCAGCGGGGGGAGCCGGGCUUCCAUGGAAAGACAGGUCCACCUGGACCGUCUGGUGUUGUCGGACCACAGGGUAACACAGGAGAAACUGGGCCAAUGGGAGAUCGGGGUCACCCAGGGUCACCAGGUGGACCUGGAGAACAGGGUCUGCCUGGGGCAGGUGGCAAAGAGGGAGCGAAGGGUGACCCAGGACUCCCAGGUACCUCCGGAAAGGCCGGCCCAGCUGGACUACGAGGCUUUCGAGGCAGCAGAGGUGCCCCUGGUGGCAUGGGGCCUGCUGGGCUGAAAGGGGGAGAAGGGCCAGUCGGGGCCGCCGGUCCUGUGGGUCCUACUGGUGAGCGAGGGCCCCCAGGAAGAGUUGGUGCAAUCGGUCAGUCUGGGCGCACUGGCACUAUCGGUGGACCAGGAGCCGCAGGAGAGAAGGGCGAACCAGGAGAGAAGGGUCCAAUCGGACCAGCGGGUGGGGACGGCGAUCAAGGACCAGUAGGACCUCUUGGAGCAUCCGGACCUGCUGGACCACCAGGAGAGGAUGGAGAUAAGGGAGAGGUUGGAGGACCAGGUCAAAAGGGAAGCAAGGGAGACAAAGGAGAGGGGGGGCCUGCAGGACCUCUCGGCAUUCAGGGUCCAGUUGGGCAGCCUGGAUUACCAGGCGUGGACGGAACAGCGGGUCUCCCAGGCCAGAUGGGCAUGAGAGGGCAGAAGGGCGACGAGGGACUCCGGGGCCUCAAGGGAUCCACUGGGCCAGGGGGACUGCAGGGGAUGCCAGGAACACCAGGGGAGAAGGGUGACAGUGGACACGCAGGACUGGGGGGUCCACCAGGUCAGAUGGGACCCAGGGGGGCUAUUGGACCCAGUGGGGGACAGGGACCACCUGGGAGGCCUGGAAUUAUUGGAACAUCUGGAGCCGUUGGUGAUAAGGGAGAGGAUGGAGAAGCAGGUGAUCCAGGCCCUGUCGGUGUUUCAGGCGGUCUAGGAGAGAAGGGGGACCUGGGGGAGAAGGGCGACACAGGGCUGCCGGGAGCGGCCGGACCUCCAGGAGGCAGAGGAGCGCCAGGAGAGGAUGGAGCCAAAGGCAACUCUGGGCCAAUUGGGUUUCCAGGGGACCAGGGAGCACCCGGAGAAGUCGGCAUCAAUGGUAUAGAUGGCACAGCAGGAUCUAAGGGUGACAAUGGCGACCCAGGCAAAGCCGGACCCCCAGGGGCGUCGGGAGAGCCAGGCCCACCUGGGAGACCAGGGCGAAGGGGUCACUUGGGUCCUGGUGGAAAGGAGGGAAAAGCGGGCAUGAAAGGCGAAAAGGGGGCGCCAGGAUACGAGGGGCAUCUUGGGAAGACCGGGCCAGUUGGAGGCCAGGGGCACCCUGGGAAACCUGGAGCCCAGGGGCAAAGAGGAAUCCCUGGACCCGCGGGAGAACAAGGUUUGAAUGGACCUCCCGGCCAGACAGGACCUCCUGGACCAAUGGGGCCACCAGGGCUACCGGGGUUCAAGGGAGACACAGGAAAGAAAGGAGAAAAGGGCCACGGAGGUCUCAUCGGCCUGAUCGGACCCCCCGGAGGGGCUGGAGAGAAGGGAGACAGAGGGUUUCCUGGCAACCAAGGAUUACAGGGACCCAAAGGAGAAGAGGGUCCUCUUGGUCCUGCAGGCUUCAAUGGACCUCCUGGCCUACCGGGUCUCUCUGGAGCUACAGGUCAGAAGGGAUCUAAAGGCAAUCAGGGACCCAUCGGCCCUCAAGGUGACAAUGGCCCUGCUGGGCCUCCUGGGCCUCCAGGUCAUCCGGCGGUCAGCACCCGCUCUCUGCCCAUCCAGUACGGCGGCACCGGCCGCAGGCGCCGACACCCCACGGUGGACGGUGCCGCCCUGGAGGGCGACUCUGUGACACUCGUCCGAGACGGAGAGGAAGCGGAGGAAGACGAGGACCUCUUCCUCAGCGACCAGCCCGCGGCAGCGGGGGACCAGGGCCAGGACAUGGAGGAGGUGUUCGCCUCCCUCUCGUCCAUGCGGGUGGAGGUGGAGAGCCUGCGCACCCCGCUGGGCACGUUCGACAGCCCCGCACGCACCUGCAAAGAGCUCUGGUACUGCCACCCCGAAUACAAGGACGGUGAUUACUGGAUUGAUCCUAACCAGGGUUGCCAUAGAGAUGCCUUCAAGGUGUUCUGCAACUUCACCGCGGAGGGAGAGACGUGUUUGGACCCAGACAGCAAGUUCCAGUCGGUUAAACUGGCAGCCUGGAGCAAGGAGAAGCCUGGCACCUGGUACAGUCAGUUCAAGAAAGGCGUCAAGUUUGUCUACACAGAUGUGUCUGGUCAGCCCGUCCGUGUCGUGCAGCUGAACUUCCUGAAGCUCCUGAGCGCCACGGCCCACCAGACCUUCACCUACCUGUGCCAGAACUCAGCCGGCUGGUACGACAGCACCACCCGAGGGUACGGCCAUGCGCUGCGCUUCAGGGGCAGCGGAGGGGAGGAGCUCACCCAAGAGAACUCGCUGUUCAUCCAGCCACUCCACGACGGCUGCCAGUCUCGGGUUGGGCAGGAGAGGACUGUGCUGGAGUUCGAUUCACCAGACUCAGAGAUGUUUCCCAUCAUGGACGUGGCCGUGUCGGACUUCGGGAACGGCAAACAGAAGUUUGGCUUUGAGGUGGGACGCGUGUGCUUCAACGGCUAGCGUCCCCUAGAGUCUGGGACGACCCACUGCGGUCGAGAGAUAAGGGACUUUAAUGAGUGCCACUGCUUGUGUCUGAGUUAUGACAUACACAAGCCAGCAGGAAGCACCAAGGUUUAUUGUGUCACAAUAGGAAAACAUUCUCUCCUGAGGUCAGGUGACCACGAAGCAGCCAAUGGGAGGUCACUACAGUCUCUGCCAUCAAAUAAGACCACUUUAAGUCUAUUUAUGCACUCACUCACACCGACUCAACACACAUUGAUUCACUCACAGACUACAACUCAGUGACUUCUGCUUCUUCACUCGAUCAUGUACUCACUCGUUCAUGUACUCACUCAACACUUGACUUUGUACAAAUGAGCAGUCCAAUAUAUCACUAAGAUAACAGAAACUCAUCUACUUUUUGUCAUUCACCUUCUUGUCUGCCCUCUUCAAACUUAACACAACACUUCACUGAAAUGUCAAAUCCAGUCCGUCGCACAGAAAACGACAUGUUUACUAAAAUCCUCCAUACCGUACGUAAACCUCAUUUUCAUAAUUUUAUUGUUUGUAAUGUUAUUUUUAAAUUGUUUCGUUUCUUUUGUUUUGUAUUCAUUGUAUGAAUGUUACGUAAUGGUGCUACACAAACCCACAUAUCUGUUUACAGAUAUCUGUUUUGUUCAUUUUGUCUUUUGUGCUGUUUGUUUUUAUUUUUGUUUGCAAUGAGACAGUGCAUUCUGGGUUGAAAAAUGACACCAAUAUCAGGGGAGGAAGGUGUCAUAUUAAACCCUAAGUGUUCUGUCUCUAAUCUUUAUCUGUGACUUGUCAGGAGCCCUGCCCUUUUGCACAUCCAUCACAGCUCAGUACCCAAUCAGAUACCAGGAUGAGCUGUCAGUCAUUGCUGAAGGGUGUGCAUAAUGGCAAGCCCCGCCCUUUACUCUGAGGUCAGUUGGCAGCCAUUUUGGACAGCAUUUUGAUAACGGAGUAUAUAUCUGAUUCCUCUGUGACAUUGUAUGCAUAUAU